AUGCGCGCCCCUUCCCCGCUCGUCCUUCGGACCUGGGGAUCACGACUAGCUCCGCGAAGAUGUGUCCCAUUAUGCCGUUCAAACAUCACUCGUCCCGCAACUAGAUCAGUAGCAAGCUACACACACCCUCACCAUGCCUCCGCCCUCUCCGUUCUCCCCACAGCAGUGGACACAUCCUCACCAGAAUAUCAAGAAAACAACCAACAGAUGCAAGAGCUCUUAGAUCGCAUGAACGAGCUCCAUACGAAGAUCGCUCGCGGAGGAAAUGACAAAGCACGUGAGAAGCACAUUGCUCGGGGCAAAAUGCUUCCUCGAGACCGAAUCUCUGCUCUAGUCGACCCAGGCACUUCCUUCUUGGAGCUAUCCGCACUAGCAGGACACGGUGUCUACGAUGGCGAAGAUGUCCCAGCCGGCGGUAUCAUUACCGGUGUUGGAACCGUGGAGGGUGUCAAUUGCAUGAUUGUCGCAAAUGACAGUACCGUCAAGGGCGGUACCUACUACCCCAUCACUGUAAAAAAGCACCUUCGCGCACAGGCAAUCGCCCAGGAAAAUCGCCUACCUUGCAUUUACCUGGUUGACUCUGGUGGUGCAAACUUGCCUCAUCAGGCAGAUGUCUUCCCUGAUCGUGACCACUUCGGCCGCAUCUUCUUCAACCAGGCUCGCAUGAGCUCACUCGGUAUUCCGCAACUGUCUGUGGUCAUGGGACCUUGCACGGCGGGUGGUGCCUACGUACCCGCAAUGAGUGAUGAGACAAUCAUCGUCGAAAAUCAGGGUACUAUCUUCCUGGCUGGGCCACCGCUUGUCAAGGCCGCCACUGGCGAGGAGGUUUCCGCCGAGGACCUAGGCGGCGGCCAACUACACUCUAGCAUCUCCGGUGUAACGGACUACUUGGCUGUUGACGACGCCCAUGCUCUUGUGCUUGCCCGUCGUUCCGUCGCGAACCUCAAUUACCCUCCCACUAAGACGCCACUACAACUGGAAAACGGAAAUGGGGACUCACUCGUUGUCAAAGAGCCGCUUUACGAUCCCAACGAGCUGAACGGCAUUGUUGGUACGAAUCUACGACGCCAGAUUCCUGUGCACGAGGUCAUUGCACGCAUUGUUGAUGGGAGCGAGUUUGCUGAAUUCAAGCGUGAUUAUGGCUCGACGUUGGUAACGGGCUUUGCGCGCAUUCAUGGCCAUCGCGUUGGAAUCGUUGCUAAUAACGGCAUCUUAUUCUCGGAGUCUUCGCUCAAGGGAGCGCAUUUCAUUGAGCUCUGUGCUCAACGGCGAAUUCCUCUCAUUUUCUUGCAGAACAUCUCUGGUUUCAUGGUUGGUGCUGAUGCCGAGAAGGGCGGCAUUGCAAAGAAUGGAGCCAAACUUGUGACGGCUGUGGCUUGUGCCGAUGUUCCCAAGUUCACUGUUGUCUUCGGGUCUAGUGCUGGUGCUGGUAAUUAUGGAAUGUGUGGUCGUGCUUAUUCUCCUCGUCUUCUCUUCAUGUGGCCCAAUGCUAAGAUCGGCGUCAUGGGCUCUGAGCAACUCUCUGCUGUCAUGGAGGCUGUUGGCAAAUCUGCGGAUCCAGCUCUGAAAGAACGUAUUGAUCGUGAGUCAGAAGCCACUUUCUCCUCGGCCCGUUUGUGGGACGAUGGUGUCAUUCCACCAUCUCAGACCAGGAAGAUGCUGGGUCUCGGUUUGACGGCUGCGCUGAGUGGCAAGUCCGAGCCAGAUAUUCAAACCAAAUUCGGUGUGUUCCGGAUGUGA
Molecule: messenger RNA, 1740 nt
Organism: Penicillium brevicompactum
Lineage: Eukaryota; Fungi; Ascomycota; Eurotiomycetes; Eurotiales; Aspergillaceae
Product: putative 3-methylcrotonyl-CoA carboxylase, beta subunit (MccB)
Exons: 2
Coding region: 1-1740 (579 amino acids)
Biological process (GO): L-leucine catabolic process
Cellular component (GO): methylcrotonoyl-CoA carboxylase complex; mitochondrion
Molecular function (GO): methylcrotonoyl-CoA carboxylase activity
Source: RefSeq, a predicted model, not a curated record